AUGCAGAGCGGGGGCGCGCGAGCCAAGGAGGGAGACCCUUCUCCCCACCCCCCACACACGAGCCUCUUCCCUCGGCCUCGGCCGCCCCGGGGCCCGCGGCUCGCGCCGGGGGCGGGGCCUCGUAGCGCCCGCCGCCAACGGCCGCCGAGCAACGGUCUCCGUCGAGGGCGGGCGGCCAGCCCUCCGCAGCCACCUCCGAGGCUGGCCAAGGGUGAACAGAGGGGACCAGGGGAAGGCGGCAGGCCGCCCCCAACCCCGGCCAAGGCCGCGGACCCCGCCGCCGCCCGGGACCUGGCUCACCGUGCGUGCGCGGAGGCCGCUAAGGAUCCGGAACGGGGCAGCCGAGCGGGGGGGGGGAAGGUGGCGGUGUAUGCCGGGCUGUAUUGUACUGUCUGCCAGUGGGCUCAGGCCGCGCCGCGCCGCUCUGCCCCGUCCCUGCUGCUGCACCGAGAGCUGCCGCUAGCGAACUCGGAGACUGCCCGGUCAGGGACAAUAGGUGGGGGGGGAGAAGAGGCCUGGGCCCAUCCUUCAUAUGGAGGGGCGGGGCCGUGGAGGAGACUAGCGGCGCCCCCUCCCCCGCCCGCCUUCUCUGCCCCACCUACGCCCGGGGCCUGCAUUGAAACGCUCCGCGUUGAAACCGGUCGGCUAGACUGCAGCCUGGACCAGACUCUUCCCCCAUCCCCCUCCUACCCAGGUUUGGAGAGCUGCGGUACCCCGGUACCGGGAGGGUGCCAGAUGACCAAGACCUGGCCCCAGGGAGAGGCGAGCCAGCUCGGAGGAGUGUCCGAAGUGGAGGGGCCACUCGGAUAG
Molecule: messenger RNA, 810 nt
Organism: Monodelphis domestica (gray short-tailed opossum)
Lineage: Eukaryota; Metazoa; Chordata; Mammalia; Didelphimorphia; Didelphidae
Source: RefSeq, a predicted model, not a curated record